Exaiptasia diaphana is the source of this 2069-nucleotide messenger RNA. RefSeq names its product MLX-interacting protein. Gene Ontology annotation, molecular function: DNA-binding transcription factor activity, RNA polymerase II-specific; RNA polymerase II cis-regulatory region sequence-specific DNA binding. The transcript is spliced from 5 exons. The record is from RefSeq and is a predicted model, not a curated record. Lineage: Eukaryota; Metazoa; Cnidaria; Anthozoa; Actiniaria; Aiptasiidae. Gene Ontology annotation, biological process: regulation of transcription by RNA polymerase II. Gene Ontology annotation, cellular component: nucleus. The coding region runs from base 29 to 514 and encodes 161 amino acids.
GAGAGAUAAAGUUGUAGAAGAGCAAGAAAUGUUGCGGAAAGAAAGUCAACAGCUGUUUUCUUCUAUAAGUCAAUGUCAGCAAAAACUACCAGCAUUUGGAGUGCCAUUGAACCGACAACGUAAUGACCAAAUAAUGGCAUUCUUCAAUCARUAUGUUAAAAGUCGAACUCAAGAGAAUUACAAGUUCUGGGUUCUCUCUGUUAUGUUUAGACAAAUGUUUGAUAGUUAUAAUCAGAAAGUCACUGGUAGCACRUGGGAAGAAUUCUGUACAAGUAUUUUAUCUUGGAUGGAUGAACAGUGUACACUACCUACACUUAGACCAGCUGUGCUAUCAGCUUUAAGGGACAUCAGCCGAACAACUUCAAUAUUAACAGAUCCAAACCGAGUCCCACAAGAAAUUCAACAGCAUGUCUCUACACAUGAGGAUCCUACUAACCUUAGUGAGCCAGCACAGGCCRCACAGGCAUCACAGACUGCUAGAGGCAGAAAUUUCUUUGAUAACACAGGUAGCUAGCCUUGUAAAAAUUGCAUUGACAAACAGGUAGAGAGUCUUGUAAAAAGUGUAUUAUGUUGAUAAGAGAUAGAAAAAAGCUAGAAAAAAGUAGUAUUUAUAUAGGAAUUACAUUUUUGUGUGGCCUUWAGCCCUUGCCAAAAAUGUACCAAAUAUUAAAGGACCCUUGAAUACCUUUUAAGGUCUCAAAUGGCAGGAGUAUACAUUAAAGGGCUGGUUUAUAAAUUGAUUGAAAUAGGACAAAAUAUUACAUUUUAUAUUUCGCUGCAGAGUGGUUACUUAAGUCCCUGUGGUUCUGGGUAGAGUUUUUUUUUUGUAUGUACAGCUACAGAAUCACAGAGAGCUAAUAUGACUAUCUACAUAAAUCAUUGGAAUAGACCAGAUCAGCUAUCACGUUGUCAUGUACCUUAACACCCAAUUCAAAUCUUGUGGAAAAAACUAAGAGCUUUUGUUGAUGUGGAAAAUACAACAAACAAAUGAAACUUAUAGUGAACGCACUUAAUCCGUGCAACUGUACAAACUAAAUAGUGCUUUUUAGUUGUAUUUAGUAAAUCAUGCAUGCGGUACGCAAAUUAAAUUGAAUUGAUGCAAAUGGAGCAUUCAAUACCAUCUUGCUUCAGGUCCACUUUUAGUACAAAUUAAUACUACUUAGAUUUUGUACAGUUGCACGGAUUAAGUGCGUUCACUCUACUCCCAGGUGUUUUGAGCUGGAAACGCAUUAGCUGAUUAGGUCUAUUGAUGCUGUUUCUGCUGUAUUUAUGUGUGCAAGUAUAAAUUGCUUCAUAGUAACCAUUUUAGUACUGCAGUAAAAACCUUCAUAUUAGAACACCCAUUUUUGGAUGAUUUUGUUCUUAUUUAACAAGUGUUUACUGGAAAUCAGUCUUAAAUAAUUAUACUUAACUUAAAUAAUUAUACCAAUGUUUAGAUUGAAUAUAAAAAAUGUUUACUCUUUACUCCGACGAAGGAUUAACAUCCGAAACGUCAGUAAGUUUUUCCACAUACUUUUUUACGGUGUUAAAUUUAUCUUUUCACAUAACUAAAAAAUGUUUAGGAGUUUCACUGCUAUUAAAGCUAAUGCAAUGUGAUUCCAUGUCAAUCCGAUAUUUGUGUUAGACUUGCUACAAGACUUUCUUUUUGUCCAGUCCCCUGAAAGCCAAAAAUUAAAGAGUGAGGCUUACAGCUUUAAAAAAGUCCAUAUUUGUGUCAGACACUGUAGCAGGUAAAAAAAUAUGGUAACAGCACAAUAUUUAUUUUCAAGCAAUAAUUUCUAAAUAUACUAUCAAAUGAGAAUUCCUACCCUGGACCUGUCCUUCAUGUAUCUACUGUACCACUGUAUCCUGAUUUUUUUCCCUUCUCGUUUCAUUAUUUUGUAGUCAUCGAUUGCCCUACUUUGAUAAGGUACUGCUUAUAAUUGUAAUUAUAUAAAUUUAUAAUAAAACUGAAUUGGAUUGAAGUAAUUCUUUUGAGUCCUUUUUCAGGCUCGUAGGAAUAUAUUUAAGGUGAAGUACCCUUACUAUAAGUCUAAAACGUACACAAUAAACGGUAAAUUCAGUGAAAA